AUGCAACUGGGAUUUACUCGAUCUACAGCGCCGACGUCUUCGUUCAACCGUCUACCCAGCGAAAUCGUCCUGGACAUUUGCAACCGCUUAUCCCCAUCUGAGCUCUGGUUCAAUGCGCGCCCUAUUUCCCGUCAAUUCUAUAGCUGCGCUAAUGAGGUGCUACUACGGAAAUGCUUCUAUCAAGAACAGGUCCGCUUUUCUUGGUGCUGUUUUUGGUGCAGCCUUGGACGCUCCCCCUUGGAUGCCGCAACGAGGACCAUCGCUUCACUGUUUGGGGACGCGAGGAAGCUGCGCAUACAGUGUAUCAGCGACCAAGCUUUGCUCGCUAAGCUGGCCUUUGGGGAACUGUGCAGCGCGGUUGUGAGGGCAGAGCAAAAGAUCUAUGUGUCUAUUGGUAAUGGAAGCGAUGAGGUUGCGAUGACUGCUGUGGAAUGGCAGAGACGCAUGGAAUGUCUGCCCAAGAAUCUACAAGAGCGCCGGUAUGACUUCCUGGUAUUCUAUUUUGCUCGACUGGGGAGGAAAGCAAAGACUUGGCAUAUCGCAGCAGGCCUUUCAUCUGUUGUGCAUGCGCUGGGCUUCAUUGUGGUGGGUGUGGUCAUUACGGUCGUCAUGGCCGUUGCCCUGUUUGUUUUCUGCAUCGUCUGGGAAACGGUGAAAGUGGUCAAGAGCUUUUGGGCAUUCCUGGAUGGACUGAUAGAUAUGUGCUUGCCGGAUCGAUUCAUGCGAGACUAA
Messenger RNA from Alternaria alternata, 732 nucleotides. RefSeq lists its product as hypothetical. NCBI's taxonomy places the organism in Eukaryota, Fungi, Ascomycota, Dothideomycetes, Pleosporales, Pleosporaceae. The record is from RefSeq and is a predicted model, not a curated record. The transcript has a single exon. The coding region runs from base 1 to 732 and encodes 243 amino acids. Gene Ontology annotation, molecular function: protein binding.